Messenger RNA from Micropterus dolomieu (smallmouth bass), 1868 nucleotides. It is a transcript of the gene batf3, whose product is annotated as basic leucine zipper transcription factor, ATF-like 3. Gene Ontology annotation, biological process: regulation of transcription by RNA polymerase II. Bases 1104 to 1469 code for a protein of 121 amino acids. Gene Ontology annotation, molecular function: RNA polymerase II cis-regulatory region sequence-specific DNA binding; DNA-binding transcription factor activity, RNA polymerase II-specific. The transcript has 4 exons. The record is from RefSeq and is a predicted model, not a curated record. Gene Ontology annotation, cellular component: nucleus. NCBI's taxonomy places the organism in Eukaryota, Metazoa, Chordata, Actinopteri, Centrarchiformes, Centrarchidae.
UUCAGUGAUAUGUGGGACAGGAACAGUGUUACGUCUGAGAUAGGUUCUCCAACUGACGAGCGGACACAAAACUGGUUGCUUGAGCUUCCAUUUGCGUGGUUUUUUUCUGUGGUGUGCAGCAACCUCCUUCUUUCUUUUUGAUUCUCUUCAUAUUGCAUUCACCAGCAGCCGACUGAAUUACACCACUGGGCAGAGGAUUUUUCUUAUUGCACACACCAGUGUGUCACAGUUAAUGUGAAUGUAAUUUGCCCUUGAAAUCGCAGAGAGUUUCGCAAUUGAAAACGCCAUCUGAAUUAAGUAAUAAUCUUUAGAGCCAAACUGAAUCAGAUGAAGUCAUAAAAAAGACAAUUGAAUCCUGUUCUUAUCCAGCUCAUAUUUUAUUAAAAAAAAAAAAUUCCAGACUUUAUUUGUACUUUAUGACAGCUUAAAUGUCUUUUUAAAUAUUUAAAGAUAUCCUGUUGGUUUAUGUUUCUGUAUGGUUACUUUAAAAACUGGUUCUAAAUUUACUGGUACAUUAAAGUUGUUGUUUUUUUAAAGAAUAAGUCUGGCAGUCUAUAAUUUCGUUUGUGUCAACAAAUUCCAUUAGUCCAUCUCUCAACAAUGUCUGACCUGUCUGCAUGUCUCCGCCCCAAGCCCAUUUGUACCUACUCAAAAUGUUCCUCAAACAGGAGGAAGUAGUGCAUUUGUUGGGGACUAUUUUUAGCCAUGGAUUAAUACACAGUUAGUGCUGAAUAACUACAGCAGCAGGAUGGUGUAUUUUGUAUUCAGUCAGAAUAAACUAAAGUGCCCUGUGAUCAGUGUAAUGAAGGAAUAUGUCGCCCAGUUAAACGAUGUGCAUCAAUGUGUUGAUGACCGAAACCAUAAAUGUUCUGGUCAACUGUGGCCCCUCAGUCAUGUGACUUAUGUGAAUUGCCCUCCCUGCUUCUUCUAAAACAGCAGUGAAAUUGAAAAGUGAAAAGAAAGCUGAAGUGAAACCGCAGCCUGUUUUCUGUCUGGUUUGUUUUCAGUGGACUGUGCCCAGUUCACAAACAACGCUUUAUUUUCUGACGGAGACAAGUGUCUCCUGUUUUUCUCUCUUUAAUGCACGCUUUAAAAAAUCUGUGAUGUCAGACUGUGAUUCUUCCUGCCAUCAUCAGAACAACAGCACGAAUAACCACCUCUGUGAAGGAUGUGAGGGUUCAGAGGAUGGAGGCAGGAGGCUGAAGAGGAGAGAGAAGAACAGAGUUGCAGCCCAGAAGAGCCGGAAGAGGCAAACACAGAGAGCGGACCUUCUGCAUGAGGCCUGUGAGCUUUUGGAGCAGAGGAACAGAAAGCUGAGGAGAGAGGUGGAUUCUCUGUCUGAGGAGCAGCGUCUGCUGACCGAGGCUCUCAGGACCCAUGAGCCCUUCUGUCCCGUCAUGCACUGCUCCUUUGCUUCCUCCACCUCGUGCAGCCUGCAGCCUGACGUCAUGGCAGCCCGGUCCGUCUGAAGCGAGCGAUAUCUGUUUCUGAUCAGUGAUCAAAGUAACUUGUUGUCUGAAGCCAUAGCCAUAGUGUAACGCACCAGUGAACCACUAGAGUGCGCUGUUCACCACAAUCAGAGACAAAGUGGUGAUUCAACUGGUGUGAGGUGCUGUCACAGGGAAGAGUGUCAUCUGGUGGUUAAACCUUUCAUGCAGCAGCUCAUGGCAUUACUCAUACACGAGGAUUAGGAGGUUAAAAGAGUCAAACAUUAAGUUCAAACUGUUGAAUGUUAUUCUCCAUCUACUAGUCCUGUUAUUCUAUUAAGUUUUUCUGUGCUGUAGGCUAUGAGUGCAUGACUUUCAUUCUAGUCAAAAAUGUAAAAAAGAACCAAAUACAUACAUUAAAAUAAAACCAAAGUCAAUCAA